AUGGAGACUUGGUGCCUGCCUAGAACCCAAAUCCCCGAUCGCCUCUACCGAGUGCAGCGUGACAAUUCAACCACACAAGAUAUUGAGAUGGGUCUACAAGCCGCAGACGACUCAGUCUUCAUGACCGACAACGAUGAAUUUGCAGAAUUUGUUCAGUGGCACAUCAACAAUGAUCAAGAAAUCGAAAGCAUGCUCAUCUCAACGUUCGCCAGCCUCGCCCAGGCCAAGGACUGGAUGAGUCGGAAAUGGCGCACGUUCGAGGACGGCGCUCAAGUCCUGGAAAUCGAUACCAGGCACCUCGGCCAUGGUUACGUCUUCCGCGCUAUCAGCAUCGUCAACGAGAACGCCUUGGAUACCUCUGAAACGACCACCGACGAUCUUCACAAUGAGUACCUGAUCCUACAUCGUGUUCCUGCUCGCGCUAUCGUCGCUCGGCGGGCCGGAAUGUCCACCACACGCGCGGAAGCGACCUUGGUGCAGUCCCCUCGGGCUAGCAUCAGCAGCAGCUCAGAUGUCCCGAGCGGCAGAGCGAUCAUUACCCCGGCGCCGGCCCCUGCUGAGAGCGUGUUUGGCUCUGCCCGGACACCUUCGAGUGGAUUGUCCUCGCGAAAGGACUCAAUUUCUUCAAUCGCCGUCGUUUCUGGUUCGACUUCUUCUCAGGCCAGAACCCCUGGGGAUAGGACUCCGCGUAGUGCAUCUGGAGAAGACGCGUCAGCAACACCCAUGACUUCGCGUCGUUCGUCCCACGCCCACGGGCCCUAG
Molecule: messenger RNA, 762 nt
Organism: Penicillium paradoxum
Lineage: Eukaryota; Fungi; Ascomycota; Eurotiomycetes; Eurotiales; Aspergillaceae
Exons: 2
Coding region: 1-762 (253 amino acids)
Source: RefSeq, a predicted model, not a curated record